AAACACAUAGACAUUUGACAAAAUCUCAGCAUGUCUAUCAGUCUAGCUCUGAUGAGUCUUGGACAUUAAUUACUGUUUUCUCAGUAAAUCAAAGCGCUCCACCUUCAGUCUCUGGAUGCAGGCAACGUAUGGCUGAACAACGAUCUCUGGAAGACGUCUAUGUGAUUCCAACAUUUGAAGUCCAUUUACAAGGAAGGGCAAAGUAAUAGAUCCAAGAGCACUAUGAUAUGCUGAGACAAGCUUGGAUGGACUCAAAAAGCCGCUGAGUGAAACGCUUGUGAUUCUCAGAUACAGGCCGAAUCCAGACUUCACCAUGAAGAUCUCUGGGACUUCACUCGACAUGAGCGUAACCGACUAUGGAAUAACCCUGGACCCUACAUUCACCAUGCUAGAGUUUGACGGUCUUCGUGUUCUCCCUGUACAAACAGAUCCACUAAUACCAGGCCAUGCACCUCCAUCAGCCGCAGUGCCUGCGCCGCAGCAGAGCAGCAUGAAUCUCUGUGCUAUCUGUGCAGACAGAGCUACGGGAAAACAUUAUGGUGCUUCCAGCUGUGAUGGCUGCAAGGGCUUCUUUAGAAGGAGUGUGCGCAAGAAUCAUGCCUACACAUGCAGGUUCAGCAGGCAGUGUGUGGUGGACAAAGACAAAAGAAACCAAUGUCGAUAUUGCAGACUUCGAAAGUGUUUCAGAGCCGGCAUGAGGAAAGAAGCUGUUCAGAAUGAGCGCGACCGCAUCAGCUGUCGUAGAGAAGGCCAAGCCGUGGGCACUCUCACCAUUGAUGUGCUGAUGCAGGCCGAGGCUUUCACUCAGAAUCCCUCCCAGAAUCUCAUGAGGGACAUCAACAGCAAGAAGAUCGCCUGCGUGGGUGAUGUGUGCGAGUCCAUGAAACAGCAGCUCCUCCUCCUAGUGGAGUGGGCCAAGCGCAUCCCUGAAUUCUGUGAGCUAUCGGUGGAUGACAGGGUGGCGCUGUUGAGGGCUCAUUCUGCAGAGCACCUCAUCUUAGGGGUGGCACGACGUUCACUUCCCUACAAUGACAUCAUCCUGCUGGGAAACGACUUCAUCAUACCUUUUAGAGGCACCGAGCAGGAGAUGUCCAAGGUAGCAGCUCGUAUCUUGGAAGAGCUGGUGAGACCUUUGAAAGAGCUGAACAUCACAGACACAGAAUUUGUCUGUCUCAAAACCAUUGUCUUCUUCGCCCCAGAUUGCCCUGGACUGCAAUGCGCCCAGGCGGUGCGCCGACUGCGAUUCCAGGCCCAGGUGCUGCUGGAUGAGUCCACUAGUGAGCAGCGAGGGCGGUUUGGGGAGCUGUUGUUGCUGCUGACCACACUUCAGAGCGUGGCCUGGCAGAUGGUGGAGCAGCUGCAGCUCAUGCGUCUCUUGGGCAAAGCCAAUGUGGACAGCCUGUUGAUGGAGAUGCUCCUGGGAGAAGAAGCAACCAGAGGACCUGAAGCACUGCCGGCCUCAGAGUCGAAUCCCGAGCCACUUAUAUUCAGCACAGCAACAGAGUCUGUCCUCUCCAGAGGAAUACUGACGGAGCAUAUCCCAAUGCAUAACUUCACAUCAGUGAUCCUCCCUGUACCCUCCUCAGGUCUGUCUGAAGAUCCCCUGACACCCACACACACUGGGCCUGAGGUCUUCACACAUGGACAAGCAGCAGACAUGCCAACUGUACACACGUGCCUUUAACCACAUGUAUAAAGGUUAUCCAGACAGGCCUACCUUUAUACACUUAAAGAGAUCGUUCAUCCAAAACUGAAAAUUCUGUCAUCAUUUAAGUUGUUCCAAAUCUGUUUCUUUCUUCUGUUGAACACAAAAUAAAAUAUUUUGAAGAAAACUAUGGAAGUCAAUGGGGACCAGAAACUGACAGAAUUUUUAUUUUUGGGUGAACUAUCCCUUUAAGACCAUCACUUUUGAUACAAAUGUGAAUUGCACACAGAAACUAAAAUUAGGGAUGAGUCAUUGUAUUUUACAUAUAAUGAGAAAUGCUUAAUAAUUGUUAAAAUCUAACAGUGUUAAAUUUUUUAUGUGAGUGAAAAAUUAACAGACAAUAAAAAGCCUCCAGGCUGUAUAUUGUAAUGAGA
Pimephales promelas (fathead minnow) is the source of this 2079-nucleotide messenger RNA. RefSeq names its product hepatic nuclear factor 4, beta (gene hnf4b). Gene Ontology annotation, molecular function: zinc ion binding; RNA polymerase II cis-regulatory region sequence-specific DNA binding; DNA-binding transcription factor activity. NCBI's taxonomy places the organism in Eukaryota, Metazoa, Chordata, Actinopteri, Cypriniformes, Leuciscidae. The record is from RefSeq and is a predicted model, not a curated record. Gene Ontology annotation, biological process: regulation of DNA-templated transcription.